This is a messenger RNA of Vanrija pseudolonga, 1125 nucleotides long. RefSeq lists its product as uncharacterized. The transcript is spliced from 2 exons. The record is from RefSeq and is a predicted model, not a curated record. Lineage: Eukaryota; Fungi; Basidiomycota; Tremellomycetes; Trichosporonales; Trichosporonaceae. The coding region runs from base 1 to 1125 and encodes 374 amino acids.
AUGCCCGACACGGGGGGAGAUCUGCUCCCCCGCGGCCACCAGUUCUCUACUACCCCGCGCUCCGUCUCGUCGCGUCGCGCACACACGCUCCCAGCGCCGACGCCCACGCCCACGCCGCCCCCGAACGCGCGAUACAAGGGUGCCCGCCCGUCCGACCUCCGCGAGUGCCUCACGCGCCAUGUCUUCCCCGUGUCGCCGGGCCCGCCGCUCCUCCUUGCAGACGGCACGCUGCCCCUCAGCAUCCACGGGAGCGACCUCGACCUCGCGAUCGCGCAGGCGCAGUUCCACACGCACCAGAGCAGCCCCAACGCGCAGAGCAGCCCCAACGCGCACGAACAGACGCGGAGGAUUCGCGUGCAGUACCACGCGCACAUUGCCGGCUUGCUCUUCGACGAGGUACAGCGCGUCAAGGCGCGUCCCAAGCCCGGCGUCCCGGAGACCGACUACUGCAAGCGCGUGGGCGACUGGCACGCCGACAACGAGAUCCUCGCGAGCUACCCGUGCGAGACGGGCAAGCCCGGCCUGUUCGACGUGGUGAUUGAACACGUGAACGAGUUCCUCGCCGUCCGGAGGAACUACGAGCCGACCCGAGCGCCAGUGACCACGGCUGGGUGGAUGCGCCCAUCAGAGCUCGACGCGUCGAGUAAGGGCGACUGGCUGUGCUACGCCGACGAGAAGCCGCGCGCCGUGCUCAAGUUUAAGCGGCUCCUCAUCGACCGCGACCUCGACCAGAUCUUCGACGCCGCGACCGCCGAGCAAGAACACAGGGUCGCUGGCACGAUCCCGCUGAGCAACGGCUUCGAGGUAUGGGUCAAUACCGAGGGGCGCGUGUGCAACUCUGGCACGCUGGGGGGCAACGCCGCCAAGGCGUGUCUGGUGGCCUGGUCAGACUCGCACUACUACCGUACCCGCUGGACGGUGCUAUUCAACGGCCGCCGCGCGAUUGUGUGCUACCUCGCCAAGCCGGACACGCUGUUUGUGUCGAGCAUCAUCCACCACGACGCGGGCUUGUUCCGCGCGGCGCUCACCCCGACGCUGAUGCUGUUUGCGCUCGCGACCAUCGACCGCCGGCCAAGCAUCACCAUGUCGAACGAGGCGCUCAAGUUUUGCCAGUUCCCGGGAUAG